Molecule: messenger RNA, 2737 nt
Organism: Vespula pensylvanica (western yellowjacket)
Lineage: Eukaryota; Metazoa; Arthropoda; Insecta; Hymenoptera; Vespidae
Product: cysteine and histidine-rich protein 1 homolog
Exons: 6
Coding region: 81-1163 (360 amino acids)
Cellular component (GO): nucleus
Molecular function (GO): zinc ion binding
Source: RefSeq, a predicted model, not a curated record
UCUAACGGAAUAUUGGGACAAGUCCGUUACAGUCUGCGCCAGGGCUCGUACCGCGCUCGUCAAGAGGAAAAAUCAAAACAAUGAACAUGGCGGAGCCGAGCAACGAGGCUGCCUCCUCGAGCAGCGUUUCAGAGCAGGCCGCGUCGGUUGCACCGAUGCGAGACGAGCUUGAAAAGGUCGAGGAUUUCCUCGAGCCCGACAAGAAGCGUCGUAAGCAGGUGCGCGGCGAUGGGAAAACCGAGCAGAAGUUGGAGCACCGAUUGGGCGGCAUCCUCUGCUGCGCAGUUUGUCUUGAUCUGCCCAGGGCGGCCGUCUAUCAGUGUACUAAUGGACACUUGAUGUGUGCUGGUUGCUUCACUCAUGUCCUCGCAGAUGCCAGGCUACGAGAUGAAUUGGCUACCUGUCCUAACUGCAGAAUUGAAAUCAGCAAAACGUCUGCAUCUCGGAAUUUGGCAGUUGAAAAAGCAGUAUCUGAAUUGCCGGCAGAAUGUCAAUAUUGUGCCAAGGAAUUCCCACGGAAUUCCUUGGAACGUCAUGAAGAAACGAUGUGCGAAGAAAGGAUAUCAAGUUGCAAAUACAGUAGGAUUGGUUGCCCAUGGCGAGGUCCAAACCAUGAAGGACCAGAACACGAAGCACAUUGCGUUCAUCCUCAUCGCACUGGAGCAGAUGUUAUGGAAGCUUUACGCGACAUUGACGCUCGUACUUUAGAAGAACGUAGGCUCUAUGACAAUGUCUUUGAUCUUUUGUCCUACGAAAAAAUCACUUUCAAUGAUUUACAAAUGAAGCCGUACCGUACCGAUGAAUUUGUUCAUAAAUUGUUUUAUGAAACAUCUCGUUUCACGGCAUUCAAUAAUCAAUGGGUCGUGAAAGCGAGGAUCAACAAUAGUCAACGCGAUCCUACUCAAAGUUCUGAACGUGAUAUAACUUACCAGUUAAUUCUGAAAACGAAAACAACAUAUCCUCUACCCCUGCACUAUUUGAUAUUGAAAGGACCUUUUGGUGAUAUGAAAGUACAACCAAGAAUCCAUAGAUUUGAAUUCACAGAACAAGACAACGAAAGUCCAUAUUUGCCUAUACCAUUACCAGAUACAGCAGAGUGCAAUAGACUUCUUGCUGCAAAAGCAAUUAGUUUCAGGUUAAUAAUGUUCCUGGCAUCUAAAUAAGAAUAUAUUUGUUAUCGUAAUCUUACGACAACAGAAUGCGAUAACUCAAUUUCUUAAAUAUAAUUAUAAUGAAAAUGUAGAUCACAAAAAGUUAGAACCAUUUAUAGUAACAAUGAUGAUAAAGCUUAUAAUAUGAUUAUAAAAAAAGAUGCUAAUAACAUUAUAGCAAGCAAAAGUAUAUAAUUGAGAAAAGUAAGUUAUUAAUUAAAAUAUAAUGUAAGGCAAUACAUAGCAGGUAUUUGAAGAUACAAACGAUCUAAGAGAAUAAUUUUCUUAGGUGUUUUCUCCCUGCUGUCUUUAAUCAUGUGUGUUUGUAAAUUCUAAAAGUAAAAAAAAGCUAUCGUUGCAAAAUCAUGUAGAAUCUUGUUAAUCUAUUGAAUUAUAUUCGUAAUUUUAAAAACACAUUUCUAAAGUUAGUUUAUUUAGAAUUAUAGUGGAUGUCACAAUGAGUUUAUUAUCACCUUAACUCACGAUUAGUAAACAAAACUUAAUAUAUAGAUUCACUUAUUUAUAUACUAAGUGUUGUUGAUGUAAAAUCUUAUAUUAUUGUAAUAGUAUACAUUUAAAUAAAUUUAUUAUAAUGAUAAAGAAAUUGUAAACUAUGUGCAUAUUAAUGUACCUGUUCGUAACAGGAAAAAAGAAGUUCGUGUUAGAUCGUUAUAGUUGCGUUUUGAAUUGACGACUAGCACGAAUUCGAUUGUCAAAGGAAAUAAAUAUUUCAUAACGAAGUUAAAUAAUUAUUAAUGAUAUAGAUAUUGAGAUGUUAGAUCAUAAAAAAAGAAUUUCUUCAAUUAAGAGUUAGUAAGUGUAUUCUAGGAAACUAUAUACUAAUUCGUAUACUAACUCGUAAUACUAUCGAUGAAAAAAAAGAGAAAAAGAAAGAAAAACGAAGUAUCGAAUCUUUUAUAUCUCGUAAAUGUAUAUAAUUGUUUCAAAAGAUUAAUAAGAGUAUUUUUAAUCGGUUUUAAGCGUUAUGGCGAUUAAAGAAACGAAUCUAACAAUACGAUCGAGUUGAUCAUGACCAAAUUUUUUUCAAAUUGUGUUGCAACACCUACGUACGUAAAAAUAAACAAAAUAUUUGUUUUCGUUAUAUCUAAACACGCGAGUUAAAAACAUACAAUCAAUUGCAAAACUUAACUCAUUUCUGUAUAAAUGGAACGAAAUUUGUUUUUUUAAUAUACGCGCCAAGUGUAUCCUGGUUGGACGAAUCUGUAUCGUACGAUUUUAUUUACAUGCCAGUAACUGAAUUGUCCGAGGUACGUCAUGAAAGUUUGUUAUAUAUAAGAAGCCGCUAUUAGCUUCUAGCUAGUUUAGUAACAGCGAACGUCCUCGGUCUCUAGGUGUUUAGAUAUCAUCGGAUCGACCAAAAGUUCUCGCGUGAGUGCAUUAUAACGACUUCAAUCGUUCAGUUCACAUUCGUCGAUCGGUUCACUUUACCUUUUUCAAGAUAGAUAUAACGCGUAGUAAAUAAGUCGGAUUAUAAUUAUUGACAAUUCGAUGUUGAGUGUGUAUUGAAAAGUGGUAACGUGUGCAACGUGAUUCUACAAUAAUAAAAGCAAUAUCGAAAAUUGAAA